Vigna radiata var. radiata (mung bean) is the source of this 1065-nucleotide messenger RNA. RefSeq lists its product as uncharacterized. Lineage: Eukaryota; Viridiplantae; Streptophyta; Magnoliopsida; Fabales; Fabaceae. The coding region runs from base 154 to 717 and encodes 187 amino acids. The record is from RefSeq and is a predicted model, not a curated record. The transcript has a single exon.
UGUACCAUGUCUAAGAUAUUAACCUCUUAAUUACAAAACAGUGUUACUGAAGAAAAAAUGGCGGUGGCAGAGUUCAGAGUGUGUGUAUAUAAUAAGAACACGAAGACGUGGAAAGAGAAAGGCUCUCUCUCUCUCUUUCUUUCUUUAUAGGCCAUGGAUGCACUAGAGUUGAGCAACAUGAAAGUAGGGAAAAGCAGCAUUGUUAACAGCAUUACCAAGACACUUCGCAUUUUCGAACUAUGCGCCGCUCUCUUCUUCCUUACGUGGUUCCUCGCGCGUCUCCCUUUAGCUCUGCGACUCUCCGCCGACUAUCUCCGCAGUCCUCUCUUCGUCUUCGCCGUUUCCAACGCCAUCAUCGCCGCCCUCCUCACCCAGUCCCGCCGAUUCACCCAAUCCCAUUCUGAUGAGACGGUUGUGGAAGAGGCAGAGCACCGGCAGAUCAGUGACACGUGUAAGGAAGGCGAUUCGGACGCCGCAGCAGAUAAUCUUGAUAGAAGAAAAGUUUAUUGCUGGCACCUGUCGGAGGGAGAGGGUGAGGAUGGGAAUAAGACGGCGGGACUAGAAGUCCGGCAAUCGGAGACGGAGAAGGCGCGGGAAAAAUCGUAUCCGCAGGAUAAACUGAGCAACGAGGAGUUCCGGCGCACUAUUGAGGCGUUUAUUGCAAAGCAAAUGAGGUUACUGAGGGAAGAGUCGUUGGCCAUUUCGCUUUGUAAUUAACAAGCAACGCUAAUAAACGUAAAAUCAAUCACUAAACAAACGAAUGAAAUCAAGUGCUAUUAAUUUCUUUCUUUUCUUCCCUUCCACACUCUCUAUUGCUUCUUAUAUGUAAAAAUAAAUUAAACAAGAAGAUUGAUAGUUUUAUUGUGCUAGAGCACGUAUAGAUUGGGACUUGUUCUAUAGUACGUAUAAUUAAACAAUAGUUUUGCCAGAGAUCUGAACUUUUCAUGUAUAAUACCAUGGAAUAAAAUAUUAGAGGAACGUCUUAAAAAGCGAUGAUAUUUCAUUAGUAAAAUGUGUAUAUUAUUGCGUUUAAUUGUUUAAAAUUGAGUUACAAAGAGAAAUUAA